UUACGUCACGCAGACUGUCAAUCCCCUCGAAGCAGAAUCGAGUAAUGGCGAAGAAGUUUGACCUUUUCUUCAAGCUUUUGCUCAUCGGGGAUAGCGGUGUUGGAAARACAUGUAUAAUAUUCAGGUUUGCUGAUAAUACGUUUAAUCCAACCUUCAUAUCAACAAUUGGAAUMGAUUUUAAAAUCAAGACAUUGGAAAUUGAUGGGAAAAAGAUAAAAUUGCAAAUAUGGGACACUGCUGGGCAAGAAAGGUUCCAUACCAUCACAACCUCAUAUUACCGAGGGGCCAUGGGUAUAAUGUUAGUAUAUGAUGUAACCAAUGAGAAGUCAUUUAGUAAUAUAUCAAAAUGGCUCAAGAAGAUUGAAGACCAUGCCAAUGAAGAUGUCAAAAAGAUGCUUGUUGGAAAUAAAUGUGACUUUGAUGACAAAAGAGUAAUACCAACAGAAAGAGGACAACAACUAGCAUCAAAUCACAGCAUAUCAUUUAUAGAAACAAGUGCACUUGCAAACAUAAACAUUGAAAAAUCAUUCACAACUUUAACACAUGAAAUCCUMUUGGCAGUCUGCCCACCGACUGAAGAAGAGACAGAAAAAUCCCAUAAAGGAAAGAAAAAGAAAAUGAAAUUGAAAAAUAGAGAACAUGGACAUCAUGSGAAAUGUUGCUAGUAGUUUACCCUUUCAGCUCCUUCAAGGGUGUCUUGYGAGACAUUUUGUGAAUAUUAUGUGGCCAUUUGCAUCAUUUACCACUCUCUUAGAAAGUCUCUUGUUUCUGGGAUUCCUGUAUCACCACAAUUGGGGAAGAAUGAGGCAAGGCUGUUUAWUAAGGGCAUGUUGGUCACCAUUUUGAAAGGCAACCACCCCUUUGCAUUGGAGUGAGACAGCUGCAAGUGAGCUUGCAAUGAUUGAUUGAGGAGGAUGAUUUUUUUUCCCAGGAAGCAACAGGUUUAUCAUUUGAGUGGCUUUCUUUCCAACACUGUUUGCAUGGUUACACAAGGCAAAAAAUUGCAAWUACGAAAUUGCUGUCAGGACUGACAGUUCACUCAUAGCUAGGGAACUAACCAUAAUGUUUUGUAAAUAAUGGAUAAGUGAACAUAUUUUUUGUUGGCCUGUACCUAGUACUCCCUCUAAUGCACCCCACCCUCCGCCCCACCCCCUGCUUUGAGCAGUGGUUGGCUGUAUACAGCCUGCAUCAAUCUCGACUCAAUUAUUAUAUUUUCAAGGGUAAAACCAGGGGGUUAGAUGCAGAGAGUGCACAGCCCACUUAUAUAUAUUAUAUUAUCCUAACAUUUCUGCAAUAAAGUCCCUUUUAGCAAUCUCUUUUAUGCCGAGUUAGCCUCAAAACCACCUAAUAAAUUCUUUUAUUCAGUAACAACCCAAGCAAAAUUAAUGCAAGAGAUCCGUGAGUACAGAAGACAAUGAAAAUAGUUUAAAAUCUCAUGAGUUUUAGCUUGAUUUCUGAAUAUUUUGCACACAAUUGAGGCUAACACAGUGCAGAAGAGAUCGCGAAAGUCAACUAGUAUUAUGACAAUAGCCCACUUUUGGUUUAUUGCAUUAUUCAGAGCCUAAUUGUCAUUAUAUCUUUUAAAGUAUUGAAAGCAGCCUAUUGUUGUGUUCAGUCCCCUCC
Molecule: messenger RNA, 1623 nt
Organism: Exaiptasia diaphana
Lineage: Eukaryota; Metazoa; Cnidaria; Anthozoa; Actiniaria; Aiptasiidae
Product: ras-related protein Rab-10
Exons: 4
Coding region: 45-665 (206 amino acids)
Molecular function (GO): GTPase activity; GTP binding
Source: RefSeq, a predicted model, not a curated record